GGUGUCCUUGUAGCUGCCUGAAGAAAAUCUAAAUGUCACUCGCAGCGGCGACUGCCCCUCAAUGCUGGAGUUAUUCCUCACGUGCUAAGUGUCCGCGUGUAACAGCCUGCACACAUUUUUAAUGCAGCGUUAGGAUUCAUCACGCCUGUUGUCUGUGUUCAGUGUUUUAAAGGCAGUUGGUGUAAUCGCUGUAAUGGAGUGUCGUGUGUUGUCCAUUCAGAGUCAUGUUGUCAGGGGAUACGUUGGGAACAAGUCGGCAACAUUCCCGCUGCAGGUGCUGGGCUUUGAAGUGGACUCUAUCAACUCUGUGCAGUUCUCCAAUCACACAGGCUACGCCCAUUGGAAAGGGCAAGUGCUGACAGCAGAUGAGCUAAAUGUGCUGUAUGAGGGCAUUAUGCUCAAUAAGGUGAAUCGCUAUGACUACAUCCUCACAGGGUACAGCCGAGACACGUCCUUCCUGAAGACGGUGGUGGACAUUAUUCAGGAGCUGAAGAAGGCCAAUCCCGGCCUGGUAUAUGUUUGUGAUCCUGUUAUGGGAGACCAGGGUGCUAUGUACGUCCCAGAGUACCUGCUGCCUGUCUACAGGGAUAAAGUGGUGCCUUUGGCUGACAUCCUCACCCCCAACCAGUUUGAAGCAGAGCUAUUAACCGGAAGGAAAAUCACCACAGAGGAAGAUGCGGUUGAGGUGAUGGACUUGCUUCAUAAAAUGGGUCCCGAGACCGUCGUCCUCACUAGUACUGACCUGCCCUCUAAAUGUGGGGACCAGUUCCUGGUGGCCCUCGGGAGCCAAAAAAUAGUGAAACCAGAUGGGACCAAGACCAAUCAGAAAAUCUGCAUGGACAUCCCCAAAGUGGAUGCUGUAUUUGUGGGGACAGGUGACCUGUUUGCUGCCAUGCUGCUAGCCUGGACUCACCAUCACCCCAAAGACCUGAAGGCUGCCUGUGAAAAGACUGUUUCAGUCAUGCACCAUGUCAUUAAGAGGACCAUUACCUAUGCCAAUGAGAUGGCUGGCCCGGGGAAAAGGCCCAGUCCUGCACAACUGGAGCUGAGGAUGGUUCAGAGCAAAGCCGACAUUGAGAAUCCUGCCAUUGUAGUUGAAGCUAAGGUUUUACAUGAGUCUUCACAAUGAAGACCGUAACGUUGUCGUAAAAAUUCUAAUUUCACUGGUUACCAAUCAGCUUCAAGUCUGGGCGGUCCGCCAGACACAUGUAGAAUUUUCACAUCAAAGACUGUCACGUGUCUCUGCCUUGCAGAAUCUCUGAGGGAGUACAAUGUUUUCAUGAGCGGGGUCAGCAGGAUUUACUGUAUGUCCAUUCUGCUCAUAACACAGUGGAGUCACUGCCAUAUGCGUCCGUUCUAUGGCCUGUGUAGACAUCAUCUGCCAUUCAAAAGAAAAAAGGACAUUAGCCAACAAUGUUUAGGUUUAAAGAUAGUGUAAAUGUACUUGAAUCCUUCCUAACAUAGUGAACAUUAUUUAAUUAUCUCCAUUAAGCUGAAUAGAUGUGUGCAUGACCAUGCCUCUACGUGUACUGGCUAUGAUUGUAAGUAAGGAAUAGUCACAUGUACUUAAAGUGUGUAUCUCACAAGGCAUUAUAAGCACAUCAAUAUACGAUUUAUAAUAUAAUGAUUUAGACCAGAAGUAGCAUAUAAUGCAACAUUUUUAAUGCUGUCAGAUUUAGAGCAUUAUUGCGUUUCUGAAAUAAUUAUAAUAGAAAUGUAUGAAUCAAUGCAUGCAGUGUGCUUAUAAUGCAUUUGGGUGUUUUAUCAUGCACUUUAGGUUAAGUGCUAUGACCUUAUAAUGCAGAUAGGAUGCAUUAUAAGUGCUGAAAUGUGUAUUAUGACUCACAAAAUGUCAAAACAUCUUAUGCAAUCAAUAUGUAGUCUAUACAGUUGUAUUACCCCAAUUAGUUUCACUUCAACUGUAGCUUAAUGAUAAUCAUAAGAAUAGUUGAUGUCUAAAAUUGUUCUUUUAAUCAAUUUUCUGAAAAGGUUUUUCACCUUUUUUAAUUAUGCAUUGAUGUAUUGAACUAGCAGAUGUAUAACAUGUUAGAGCCAUGUCUUAAGCAUCUCAAAUUGAGGUAUUUGCACAGAUAAUCUUUAAUAUAUGUAUUAAUGAUCAUUGUUUUAAUUUUUGACUUGUCAUAUCUCAAUAAAAGAGUCGGUAUGAGAGACCAUGCUGUAUAAAUUGCCUUAACAGGGUAAAGAAGAAGAAAAUUGAUUGUGAAUGUUUUUGUGUACCAAUGUUAUAGUUGAUCUUCACACAUAAUGUUAGAAAGUCAAGUGCCAAACCUUGAGCUGCUGCCCUGUCAGCAAUAUAAGAAGAGAAAUAAUAAAUGUUUAAUAUUUUACUGAAA
Messenger RNA from Cottoperca gobio, 2354 nucleotides. RefSeq names its product pyridoxal kinase-like. Gene Ontology annotation, molecular function: pyridoxal kinase activity. The record is from RefSeq and is a predicted model, not a curated record. Bases 194 to 1129 code for a protein of 311 amino acids. NCBI's taxonomy places the organism in Eukaryota, Metazoa, Chordata, Actinopteri, Perciformes, Bovichtidae. Gene Ontology annotation, cellular component: cytosol. The transcript has 11 exons. Gene Ontology annotation, biological process: pyridoxal 5'-phosphate salvage.